AACAAAGGUGGAUCAACUGCAAAGAAUGAGGCAUGCUUACGACAGAAGUUGCGAGAACUAGGAAAACUACUGAUCACUGGCAGAAAAGUUGCAUCUCUGAAGACAAUGGAAGAUUUUAUACAUCCUCAAAACUACAUGAAGAUGGUUCAAGCUGUCAGACAUACAUGUGGAUAUGAUAGUGAAGCCAACACAUACAAAACUCCUUCUCUGGCAAAGAAACUUGGAAUAAGCCUGAUGAAGCUCAGCAAACUCGUGAAAGCUCAAGCUUUGAUUGCGAAAGACCACUGCUUGGCACAGAAGCUCAGUAACUUCCAAGAAAUACAUAAAGAACGGUGGUGUGAACUGAUCUCAGCAACAGCAGCACGAAAUCUUGAGGAGUCAAAGUGGAAUGCCCCCACAGUGUUGCCUUUUACAGAAGAUGUGCAAAAACUUCAUGCAUUUCUCAAUAAAAUGCAGGAUGAAUUGAUCAAGCAGUUAUCAGCAGAGCCCACAUCAAAAUACUGGUCUGAUCUUGCAAAGGUCGCUUUGACUCAGAUCAUGCUCUUUAACCGUCGUAGAGAGGGAGAGGUAUCGUGUAUGCUCCUAUCCGCUUUCUUAUCCAGGGACACCAGUGAUCCACAUGAUGACAUAGAUUGGGCCCUCUCCGAAGUUGAGAAAAAACUCUGCAGGCACUUCUCCAGAAUUGUGAUCAGAGGAAAAAGAGGACGUCCAGUUCCUAUUCUGCUGACCCCUAAAAUGCUGAAUGCAGUAGAGUUGCUUGUGAAGAACAGGGAGACUUGUGGAGUGCUGAAAGACAAUGUUUAUCUCUUUGCUCGGCCAUCAGCAAUGUCACAUUACAGAGGCUCAGAUUGUAUCCGCAGCUUUGCAAAGUCUUGUAAUGCAAAUAGUCCUGAUGCACUGACAUCCACAAAACUGCGAAAACAUGCUGCCACUCUUUCUACAGUUCUAAACUUGAAGGACACAGACAUGGAUCAGUUAGCAAACUUCCUGGGACAUGACAUCAGAAUUCAUAGGGAGUUCUAUCGCCUUCCUGAAAAGACCCUCCAACUUGCAAAAGUCAGCAAAGUUCUUAUGGCAUUAGAACAAGGGAGACUUGGAGACUUCAAGGGCAAGAAUUUGGAUGAGAUCAGUAUUGACCCAAAUGGUAUAUAACAGUCUUUGUGUUUUUUAUUUUUAUUAUCCAGUCAAUUAUUCACUCAUUCACAAUGACACAACAGUACAGAUGUUUUAAUGUUGUGAUCUACAAGUCUUAUUAAUUUACUUUUUGUCAAUACAUUGUUCUUUUUGCAGAGGAGAUGGAGCUAAUUGAUGAUGAUGAUGAAAGAAGAAGUGAGGAAGAGGAUGAAAAAUAUGAAGAACUUGGAGCAAUGCAGGAGGAGUCACCAGAAGCAACCCGAGUAACACCACUUGACACUGCACUUAUGUCCCUGCCAGAGAAGAAGAAUUCACCUCAGAUACCUUCUGUUAAAGGUAAAACAUCUGCACAGAAAAGAAGAAAAGCUUGGGAAGUGACAGAGAUCCAGGCUGUGGAAAGACACCUGAAAAACUUUAUCACUUCAUGCCGUGUCCCAGGGAAGGCAGCCUGUGAGAAGUGCAUAAGAGCUGAGUCUUCAGCACUUAAAAACAGAGAUUGGCAGAGUGUUAAAUUCUAUGUUCACAAUCGCAUUGUGGCUUACAAGAGAGAUGUAAGCCACAAAGUGUAAUUUUUUUUUCUUCUGAAAAAGAUGUAAAUACACCAAU
Messenger RNA from Colossoma macropomum (tambaqui), 1740 nucleotides. RefSeq lists its product as uncharacterized. The transcript has 3 exons. The coding region runs from base 106 to 1152 and encodes 348 amino acids. NCBI's taxonomy places the organism in Eukaryota, Metazoa, Chordata, Actinopteri, Characiformes, Serrasalmidae. The record is from RefSeq and is a predicted model, not a curated record. Gene Ontology annotation, biological process: DNA integration; DNA recombination. Gene Ontology annotation, molecular function: DNA binding.